UUUUUUACUAUUUAGUUUCACAGAAAUUCAUUAAAAUGUCAAAAUCCAAUAGAAAUAUUAGGAAAUCAAUUUUUGAUAGAUUAGGAAAUAAAGAAGUUGUUAUAUCAGAUGAUUCAAAUGAUGAAGUUGUAAAUUUUGUGCCACACAAUCCUCCUGCAAAUUGGAAAGAAAGCCACUUUCAUGGAAGGAAUCCAACGCCUGGACACUAUCCUGAACAGACUGUGGGCAGGAAUGCUUUACCACAUCCUUCUCAGUCCAGCUAUAACCAGACUAACACUAUGGACUAUUCUACGUAUUGCAAUUUUAACAUGAGCGCAAUUGGAUAUCAGCCACAGUAUAUGUCUGGUAAUGGGACACAUUUUGGAAUAUCAAAUGUAAACAAUUCGUCCAAUUAUGGCUACUGGAAUAAUCAAUCAAUGGGUCAGGCAAGUGCUGCUGUUGAUCCAGUUCUUCCAGUAUUAGCCACUGUUGUAAGCAACCCAAAGAAGAGCCUUCCAUUCGAAAAGCAUGCAAGGCCAGUUAAAAGGGUUAAACUUUCCAAGCUCAAAGAUGAUUCUGAACCUCAGCUGGAUGAUGAUGGAAAUGAGCCUGUGGAUGGCUUCAUGACACUCACUCCAAAGGGGUGCUCUCCAAACUCUCUGGUCUGCCGCAUCAAUGAAGACCUGCGGUCAAAGUUUGGGUACUCAGGACGGCCUGUCACAUAUUCACGCUUUUGCCAGCAUUUCCACACACUCAAGUUUCCGGGCCACUGGGUGUUGAGCCUAGUUGUUCGCAACAUCAACCCAAUAAAGGUUGGUGAACAUUCGGUUUACAUUUCAAAAAUCGAGCCAAAAAGAUGCCCUGACCCUGCUCCUAAGCCUCUCAUAACUUCACCUGCCAAGAAUUCCCGACCCAAGUUGAUGAAGAAUGAUAGCAAGGCUGAAAUUCUUAUAGAUUUAGAGGAGCAACCUAAGCAAGACAAAGAGCAACUUGUUCCAUCAGAAGCAAGCGUCAGUUCAGGCUCUAAAAAGAGAAAAAGAAAAACAAGGGGCGUGGAGGACGAGCUUGUGGUGAACCGCCCUCGUGGAGUGUUUCCUGGAGGCGUGCAGCCUCAUUCUAUAGUCGUCUUGGUGGAUGAAAAGGCACCUUACAUUGACACUAAUUAUCUCACUUCUAAAGGCUUAAAAGUCAUCAAUGGACGAAAUUUGAGCGCCAUAGAUUACAUUGAGCUCAUUAACAAAAACAAGGAAUGGUGUAAGGAAGGAGUUCUUUUUGUUGUUGUCCCGUGGCUGGCUUUCAUGUUGAAACAUUUUGAAUUGUUUCCAUCCAUGCUGGAAUCUAGUGCAAGUGAUUCGUUGGAUGAAAAAUUGAAGAAUAUUACUAAUGAAACGGAUUCGCUAAAGAAACACAAGUUUGCUCUUCUCAACCUAGCAAAAGAUUUCCAAACUCAGCUCCAUCCUCAAGACUUGAGUACUCUUACUUCCACUGAUUCAACAACCAGUUGGAAAAAUUCAGGUCGGCCUGGCAGCGACGGCGACGUACCGUACGCGCGUCGCGUGCUCAUGCAGCACGUGCUGUCCUCAGCGCUACUGCUGCGUAACGUCGUCCGCAGCUCUCAUGACAACAGCGACGUUGUCUUCUGUGGCUUCCCUGUGCACGCCAUGAGCCCCUCUGGAGCUUGGAGGCUCUUCAAGGAAAUCCCGGGCUCUUCCGAGACCCAAGUGUCGGCAGUGUGCAGCCAUGUUCUGGCGUCCAUAUACGCCUUCAACGAGUUUGCAGCCAACACUUGGAAGCUUGGCUACGUCUCUAAAAUCCCAUCCUUCAAUUCAGCUCCCGAGCCUCUACCCGCAGAACCUGAAAGACGUUCGUCGUCACCUGAAACUGAGAUCGAAAUUUUGUCCGAGUCUCAAAACUCUGAUUUCGACGUUGAGGAUCGAACAUCUCGAAAGAAAUGUGCCCCGGCUCAUAGGACUAUUAUGCCUAUAACGCUAGAUGAUGAAGACGUGACUAUAGCUGGCGAUAUUAAAAAGAGAACUACAAACCAUGCGGCGGUUACACAAGAACAAAGCAAAUCGGUUCCGAAGAAGAUGAAAGAUUCCAAGGAGGUCGAAGAAGUUCUAGUCUAUGAUUCCAAUUCAGGGUCAGACAAACGUGUUGGUCAUGUUGCCAGCAGGCGUGACACGCGCCAAAGUACUGGCCAUAGAUCUAAUAAAAGUGCGUUAGACAAUUCUUCUGCGAAGACUUUGCAUUCAAAGCGGAAUACCGAGCCAUCUCUCGGUAAAGAAACGCUCUCAAAGGAUGAAGAGGAUUGCAAUAUUCUUUGCAUUGACAACACUGAAGUAUUUGAAGACGAAGAGGAUCACACUGAUGAAGAAGACAUUAAAAUCAUUGAAGAAACGCAUAAUUGCUCAACUAAUAGCUCGUCACAACAAACGCCUGGCAAUUCUUAUCAGAAAAAGAAGCUCCAACACCCCAAUCCUAGAAAAAAUGUAUCCGACAAGCCGGUGGUUGCAGCCAGCAUUGCAACCACCCUCAGCAGUGAGAGUUCUGAUGAUGAUGACUCUGACACCGAGGCUCUGUACUCUCUUGAUGAAUCAUCACAAGAAACGCACUACAGAAGUCUCCCUCUAACGCGGCUCAUCGGCCACCGCUGGUUUGGUAAGCGCAGGAAGCUAAGAACCAAAGAGGACCGGCAGGAUGGUGCCGGUCUACGCCGACCGAGCGGUUAUGUCAACCGCAACACUGAAGAUGCAUCCAGGUGGUUCAUGGAGAAACUGCAGCAGCUUCUCAAACUCAGCUCGGACUUCGCGAGAAAUAGAGGCUCCAUGGUUCCCUGGGAAACUCCAGGCUCUGCUUUAGUUGAGGGCGAAGAGCUUCCGGGAGCCGUGCGUGAGAGCCUCCGUGUGGGGGUGUACAGUGCACAGGACAGUGAACAGCAGACGUGCGUAUACAGAUGCUUGGUGUGCUGCGUGGUGGUGGGUGACGCCGUAGCCGCGGACCAGCACGCCUACACGUGGCCGCACUGCGACGCUCUGGGCAGCGCCGCGGGGCUGGACACCGCCUCAGCGGACCUGCUGCUGGGUCGCAGUCCUAUCGAGGGCGCCGUGCCGCUAUCUCAAGAUAUUAGCGCUGAGGCUCCUAAGGUAGUAUAA
Messenger RNA from Hyalella azteca, 3131 nucleotides. RefSeq lists its product as uncharacterized. The transcript is spliced from 7 exons. NCBI's taxonomy places the organism in Eukaryota, Metazoa, Arthropoda, Malacostraca, Amphipoda, Hyalellidae. Bases 36 to 3131 code for a protein of 1031 amino acids. The record is from RefSeq and is a predicted model, not a curated record.